UUGAGUAAAAUUUGCACCUAGCUGUUCAAUGGCAGCGAGGAAUCUCAUUGCAGCAUGAGCACAGGCAGAUCUGGAAAGCCAAUGGGAAAUCAAUAGAGGGAUCACAUUUUGCAUUGUUUUAAAUUUAUUUUAUAAGUGUUGACUGUAAAUAUGUACAGUGACAUUUCCCUUUAGCCUCACCUCCACUGACGAUUAGGUCCUGAUAUAACACAUAGUACGACAGGUAAAACUGGAGACAAGCCUAUGUGAAGGAACGAUGAAGUUGCUACUUGCUCUGAUCAGUUCAGCGCUUUCCCUGGCUGCUAUUUCAGCUACCGAUGAUUUAAUUUCACUGGCGGAGAUGGAAGACUCGCUACUAAGAAAUUUAUUUAGAGGCUAUCAGAAAUGGGUAAGGCCAGUUCAGCACUCUGAUGAUACCAUAACAGUCAAGUUUGGACUGAAGAUUUCCCAGCUUGUGGAUGUGGAUGUAAAGGAUCAGCUUAUGACGACAAAUGUAUGGUUAUGGGAGGAGUGGACCGACUGCAAACUGCGCUGGAACCCAGAUGAAUAUGGAGGUAUCACCUCAAUCAGAGUUCCUUCUGAAACUAUCUGGCUGCCUGAUAUAGUGUUGUAUGAAAAUGCCGACGGACACUUUGAAGGAUCCUUGAUGACAAAAGUAAUUGUGAAGUACAAUGGCACUGUGAUGUGGACCCCACCUGCAAGCUAUAAAAGCUCCUGUACUAUGGACGUGACAUUCUUUCCAUUUGACAGACAGAAUUGCUCAAUGAAGUUCGGUUCUUGGACUUAUGAUGGGGACAUGGUGGACCUCAUUCUCCUUGACGAUCACGUGGACAGAAAUGACUUUUUCGACAAUGGAGAAUGGGAGAUUCUUAAUGCCACUGGAAUUAAAGGAAACAGAAAGGAUGGGUUGUACUCCUACCCAUUCAUCUCAUAUUCUUUUAUUCUCAAACGCUUACCUCUGUUCUAUACUCUGUUUUUGAUCAUCCCUUGUCUUGGUUUGUCUUUCCUGACUGUGCUGGUAUUCUACUUGCCCUCAGACGAAGGAGAAAAGCUGUCAUUGUCCACCUCAGUUCUAGUGUCUCUCACUGUCUUCCUGUUAGUUAUUGAGGAGAUCAUCCCAUCGUCUUCCAAAGUGAUCCCUCUCAUUGGCGAAUACUUGCUGUUCAUCAUGAUUUUUGUGACGCUGUCCAUUAUAGUCACUGUGUUUGUUAUCAAUGUACACCAUCGUUCUUUAGCCACUUACCACCCUAUGUCUCCCUGGGUGAAAAAACUGUUCCUUCAAAGGCUUCCGAAGCUACUCUGCAUGAGAGGACACACUGAUCGCUAUCAUUAUCCAGAAAUUGAUUUGAACAGCCCUGAUGAAAAAAAGAGGCCGUUAUCUGGGAAAGCUGAUGAAAACAAGGUGUUGGUGGAACUCCUGGAAAAAGCUACCAAUUCUGUACGAUACAUCUCAAGGCAUAUUAAAAAGGAGAACUUCAUUAGAGAGGUUGUCCAAGACUGGAAAUUUGUGGCUCAAGUCCUGGAUCGAAUUUUCUUGUGGGUGUUUCUGACAGUUUCCAUUCUUGGUACAAUCCUAAUUUUUACACCAGCUUUACGAAUGUAUUUGAGUACCUAAAAAUGAAAAUAAGACACUACUUAUAUCAACGUUAGUAUUUACUGUAAGUUUGGAAUUGGCGUUAUCAACCUGUCUGAUCAAAA
Molecule: messenger RNA, 1698 nt
Organism: Acipenser ruthenus (sterlet)
Lineage: Eukaryota; Metazoa; Chordata; Actinopteri; Acipenseriformes; Acipenseridae
Product: neuronal acetylcholine receptor subunit non-alpha-3-like
Exons: 6
Coding region: 257-1615 (452 amino acids)
Biological process (GO): nervous system process; signal transduction; chemical synaptic transmission
Cellular component (GO): synapse; neuron projection; postsynaptic membrane
Molecular function (GO): transmembrane signaling receptor activity; acetylcholine-gated monoatomic cation-selective channel activity
Source: RefSeq, a predicted model, not a curated record